Molecule: messenger RNA, 6904 nt
Organism: Pseudonaja textilis
Lineage: Eukaryota; Metazoa; Chordata; Lepidosauria; Squamata; Elapidae
Gene: IGFN1
Product: immunoglobulin like and fibronectin type III domain containing 1
Molecular function (GO): protein binding
Source: RefSeq, a predicted model, not a curated record
AUGGCAAAUUGGAGAGGAGUUAAGUCUUUGAAUAAAUCUGCCCUCCCAGGGGUGGCUAUUACACAAUUUGUAGAAGAUAUUCCUAAAGGGUACAGCCUGCCUGACUUUGAGCGGAAACCAAUCACUGUAACAUUACAGGAAGGUAAAAAUGCCAUUUUCAGAGCUGUGGUCAAAGGUGAACCAAAACCAAAGGUUUUGUGGAAGUGCAGUAAUAGGGAAAUGGAUGAUUGUCAGAAAUACCAAAUAUCUUUUAAUCCUGCCACAAAUGAAUUUAUCUUGCAGAUAAACAAAAUUACCUCAGAUGAUGCUGAUUUGUACCGUUGUAUUGCUGUGAAUGAAUAUGGGGAAGCGUCCUGUACUGCUGGUCUCAAAAUUAUAGAGGACUUCAAAAAGAAAACUUUGCUUCCUGUAACACAACAGGCAGAUCUUAAGAAAGAGAUUCAGGACUUCAGAAAAACAUUAAAGAAACGAACACCUUCUGCUGUUCCUAAGAAAAAAAUGGACAUGGAACAGAUUGCACAAAUAUUGCUAAAUGCAGAGAAGAAAGAUUAUGAGAAGAUUUGCAUAAAGUAUGGAGUUGUUGAUUUCCGUGGGAUGCUGAGAAAACUUCAGGAAAUGAAGAAGGCAAGAGAGGAUAAGCAGGCUCAAUAUGUGUACAGUAUUGCAAAUCUGAAGCAUCUGAAAGUCAAUAAAGAGCAAAGAAAUGCUUCAUUUGAUCUAGAGAUGGAACUGAAAAACCCAGACAGCAGAAUUUGUCUCUACAAAGAUGGCCAGAAGGUCAAUUUUGGAGUUAAUGAUGACAACUUAAAGCACCGCCUACAGCAAGAGGGCAAAAACUAUAAUUUUACGAUCAAUGAUCUGCAGCCAGACGAUGCUGGCGUUUAUCAGGUCAAAGUAGAAGAUGUAGAUAUCUUCUCCACUGAACUGGAAGCAGAAAGCAUUAAAAAUAUCCAAUCCUCUGACAAAGAGACUUACACCAUUGACACUGGAAGCUGUUCUUCAAGUACUUGGCUUGAAAUAAAAUCUUCUAAAGAAAAGAGAAAGCAAUCUGAAGAGGACAGUAGUGAUAAAGCUGGACAAUGGAGCAAACCAUUAGAUGAAGAGCAUGCUAAGAAACGUCACCAAGGAGAAAGGCAGAAAGAUCAAGAUCUCCUUGCAGACUUCAACAUGGGCAAAGAUGCCCAGUAUGGGAAUGGCCAAGAUAGCAAUAUGCAGCUUUAUAACAGCCUGGAAAAAGAUGGAUCUUUGAGAAGUGAUGGGAAGAUAGGAUUUGGUCAGAAUGUAGUGCUAGAUGGAAACAUCAGAAGAAUAGGUAGUUUGACUGACAAGACCUCCCAAUAUGGGAAAAAUGCAAUGUUAGCUUUCAACACUGGACAUGAAGGUACAAAUGGAUGGCAACGUUCAGAAGGACAAGUUUCCACACUUAAUGGAACAGAUCUUUCAGACAGAUUUAAUAGAGGAUCAGUCUUGGGAUUCCAAGAUUCCAUAUUAGGCACUGCAGAGAUCAAUAGAAAUCAAUAUAUUGUUGGAUACAAUGGUAGCUCUGGAGUUGGAUUUGACAUAGCAGGAAAGAUAGAAGGACUUAAUGGCAAGGAAGUUAUAUUGGGUGAUUCUGAUCAAUCAAGAGUGACUUUUGAUAGAAAUGGAAGUCUCUGUCCUAAAGAUGGUGGGUUAAGUGGUGCAGAUAUACUUUAUUUCAAAGAUAAUAAGCUCUCAGAAGUUGGAGACAGAAGUAGACUUUAUAGAGAUGUUUACAUAACAGCUGAAUCUGAUGUAAUAGAAGGUGAUAUAGGAGUUGCAGGGAAAUUUUAUGACAAAGAUAAUCAUUUAGAGAAAGCCAAAGGUCUUAGACUUGAUGGCACGAAAAGUAUCUGUGGCAAUAUGGCAGGUAAAAUUGGAGAUGGUAGGAUAAUGAAUGAGAUUUAUGUCAAUGAUGUAGUGCUAGCUGAAUCUGAAGUGGUGCGUAGAUUUCCGAGUGCUGGAGGGAUAGUAGUACACUGUGGGACAAAAGGAAUGUCACCUGAAUCAGGCACUGAUAGACAUAAUGAUGCUGAAAGUCUAAGAGUGCUGCAUAGCAAGGAUAAUACGAUAGUUGAUGCUGGUGCUUGCAUAAGUGGCAAGAAGGAUGUACUAAAAGGAGCUGUUAGACCUGACGGUACUGUGAACAUAGAUGGAUAUUAUAAUAUGGAUGUUGUGCUACAAGGAAUGAGUGCUUGCAAUCUUGCUAAUAACAUAGAUGGAUUCUAUAAUAAGAAUGACAUAUUAAGAGGCACAGAUGCUAUUGGACAAAAUAGGGCCACGAGCAUAAGCAGUCUUUAUUGUAAACAUUCUACACUUGAUGGAGCCGUUGUUGGGGGACCUUAUACUAUUAGAAACAUCAAUGAACACCAUGGCAAAGAAGUUGAAAUAAAUGGAGCUGAUGGUGGGGGCAUCGGUGGACUUUAUGAUUGGAAACUAGGAAACUAUGGCAAGCUAGGGAGAACAGAGACUACGAGUGGACACUGUGGCAAGGAUGGCAUGCUAGGUGAAACAGACACUAAUAUAGCUGAUAAUAUUGGUGGAAUAGAUACACUGUAUAGUAAAGAUGUCCUGCUAGAUGAAAUUGGAGCUAGUGAAUAUGGUAAUACAGUGAAUAUCACUGGACUCAAUGACAAGAAUGGCAUACCAAAUAAAGCAAGCAGUUGUGGAGCUGAUAGUUCUAGUGGGCAUGAUAUGCUAUAUGGCAAGGACACUGGUAGAUUCUAUAGAAAGGAUAUUAUACAAAAUGAAGCAGAUACUACCGGACUGUCUGUCCAGAGUGUGAUGCCAUGUGGAUUUUAUUCAGAUGGUGGUGAUAUUAGAAAAAUAGACGGGCUCUAUGUGAAAGGUGAUAUAUUGGGGAAAGUAGGUGCUAGUGGAGGAAUCUUUGACAAGAAUAGUAUGAUAAUUGGUACUGUUGAUGAUGAACUUAGUAAUGGUGAAAGAUUAGUUAGCAAAGCAAAUGUUAUUGGAGAAACAGCUAGAAUUUAUGAUAAGAAUGGAAUGUCAGAUGGAUUUGUUAGUCUUAGAGGAGUUUCUAGGCUCUAUGAUAAAGAUGGCAUACUAAGUGGAAUUGGUGCUAAUGGACCCAUUGGAAGUGAAAGCACUGCUGUAUUUUAUAGCAAGAACAGCAUGCCAAAGGAUACAAGUACUGGCGGAUUUAGAAUGGGUGAUACAUCAGAUGGAGGCUGUGCUGGGAAUAAACUCAAUGGCAAGGGUGAUAUACCAAGUGUCACAGGCAGGAGAGAAAUUGAUUCUAAAGACAUGGAUGAAUCUUAUGAUAAGAAUAGCAUACCAAAUAGAACAUACACUAUUGGAUAUCAUGGCUCAAUAGUACAUAGUCUAUAUGACAACGAUGGUAUUGAGAGCAUACCAUUAAGUGCAGGCACUAAUAAACCUGGUGGCAUUGGUAAUGUAGAUGGAAAUUAUGGCAAAGACAAAAUGCCAAAUGUAGUAGACAUUUAUGGACUUGGAGAUGUUGGCAGAGUAGGUGGACAUAAUAUUUUAUGUAGAGCAGGCCCUACUGGAUAUGUCAUUAUUGGUAGAAUUUAUGACAAAGACAGUGUAUUUAAUCAAUUUGGAGCUGGGAAUAUUGAUGGUGCAAGUGAAUCUAUUUGCACGGCAGGUGGAAAAGGCACUGGAUUCUGUGAAAGAAACGAUAUAUCAAAAAGAGAGGUCUUAGAUAAACUUGAUGGUGCUAGUAAUGUAAGUGGACUUUAUGAAAAAAAUGGUUACCUCAUUGGAAAUGGUGUAGCUGGAGAAUUAGAUGGGCCUUAUGGCAAAAAUGGAGUGCCAGGUAGUAGAAGUAUUAGUGGUAUCAUGGGAGUAAGUGGGCAAUAUGGGAAGGAUGGUGGAUUAACUAGAACAAUUGCCAGUGAGGUAGGAUUUAAUAAUGAAAGAAACUUCAAUUAUCACUACCAUGAAGAUGUCGUACACUAUGCAGAUAGUAUAGGAGUUAGAGAUGCUAAUAGAUCACUACAUGAGAAAAAGUCAGACAUACUUGGCAAAGAGUUCCUGGGUUAUGACCAGGCUUCUGGCCUUUAUGAUGCUGUAUCUCAUGCUGGUGACAGAAGAAGGCAGCUGUCUGAUUUAGAGACCAGUGGAUCUACACCAGCUGAUCUCUCAAGGAAAGGGAGAGGAGAAAAACUGCUUGAAGAGGACUUGAGAGAACCACUUUGCCAUCUGCAUCAAGGUUUAUUUGAUGUCCAUGCUCAGAAAGGAAAACCAACUGAGUUGUCUUGCUGUCUCAGCAAUGAUGAGGUCAAGGGAACUUGGUUUAAAGAUGGAGUGAAGAUAACAGAUUUAGGAGCAGUCUCCAUUGAGAAAAAUGGCCCAGUCCAUAAACUGAUAAUUGACAAAGUAGAAGACACUCAUGCUGGAAAAUAUAAAUUUGAAGCUGAAGGCAUCUGCACAGAAGCAUCUAUUUUUGUUGAAGAUCCUCCAAAUGUUGACUCUACACUUCUGGAAAAACUAAAGAAGGAACCUAUUGUGGUAAAGGCAGGAAAAAAUGCCAUGGUUAAGAUUCCAUUUGAAGGUCAGAAGCCAAUCAGAGUAACGUGGUUAAAGGAUAACCAGGAACUUCUGGAUGAUGACCGGAUAAACAUAGAUUCUUCACAGAACUUUACUCGACUCUCCUUACCCAGCACCAUCCGGAAGGAUACUGGAGAUUAUAAAGUGAGAUUAAAGAAUGAGUGUGGAAGUUUUGAAGUUCCUUUCAAGCUGGAAGUGAUAGAUAAACCACAAUCGCCAACAGGCCCCAUAGCGGUUAUAGACAAUUCUGCAAAUGGCAUAACUAUUCAGUGGAAGCCCCCAAGAGAUGAUGGUGGUAAACCAAUCCAGAGUUAUAUUAUUGAAAGGCAACAGGUUGGUAGAAAGACCUGGGUGACACUGGGAAAAACAAGUGGAAGCUCUACUAUUUUCACCACCAACAAAGUAGAACAUGACACAAGCUAUUACUUCAGGGUGAAAGCAGUGAAUUCCUUGGGUACCAGUGAGGCCCUGGAAUCUGAUGAAGUCAUGGCUGCCGCAAAAGCUUCUCCAAGCCCUCCUGCUCCACCUAAAGUUAACAGUGCCAACAAAGAUGCCAUCACAAUUUCAUGGUCUGCACCCCAUAAAAUAGGGAAUUCACGAAUUUUGGGCUACAGAGUUGAGAAACGCAAGAAGGGCAGUAACUUCUGGACAUCUGUCACUGAUUUGCCCAUAACAGACAGGAAAUAUACAGUGAAUGGUUUGAAGGAGGGACUGCAGUAUGAAUUCCGUGUGGCUGCCAUCAAUAACUCAGGAGUGGGCGAGGCCAGUGCACCUUCAGAAGCUAUUUAUGCUCGAGAUCCUAUGAAGUCUCCAGGCCCAGUAAAAGAUCUAAAAGUGGUUAAUACUGACUACUGUAGUAUCUCCUUAUCAUGGAUGAAACCAGAAUCAUCAGAAGAAAGUUAUGUCAAAGGAUAUAUUGUUGAGAUUCGACACUCUGAUACUCUGAAAUGGACUCAGUGUAAUACUGUCCCAAUACAAACAACUGCAUAUACAUUUAGAGGAUUAAAAGCCAGGGAGCCAUAUUUUGUACGUGUGAGAGCAAUUAGUGAUGGUGGUUUGGGAGACCCAGUUGAAGUUGAUACUUGUGUGCAGGCGGUACCUUCUUCUGGUGGACAAGAGGCUGGAGAACGAAAUGAUUUGAUUCAAUGUAAUGAGGAUAAGGACAGAAAAGUCAGACCUUAUGAAGGCCCAGUUAACCCCAAGUUCUUAGUGAAGGAUACUGUUGAAAGUUUCAUGAAUGUGAAAGCAGGGGAUGCCAUCCAUGUGCGUAUUCCUUUUGAAGCAUCUCCAUCUUCUGAAGUGAUUUGGCUGAAAGAUGGACUUCCUCUGCCUGUAAAGGCCACAACUGCUUUCAGAGAACGACUGAGCCAACUCAUCAUACCAGAAGCUGAGCUUUCUGACAGUGGACAUUAUGCUAUCAGCCUUCAAACUGAGCAUGGGAGAAAGGAAACAUUCAGUUUUCGAGUUCAAGUUCAAGAUAUUCCAGAGUCUCCUGGCCCUAUACAACUCAUUGAGAAGGUCCCUGGGACGGUGACUCUGAUAUGGGAGCCCUCACCCACAGAAAAGAGAGACAGUAAUAUAACCUACAUGGUUAUGAGAUGUGACUCCAGAAAAGGACCAUGGCAAAUGGUGGCUGACCAUAUUUACACCAACAAAUGUACAGUUGUAAAUUUUGUCUCAGGUCGGGAAUAUUUCUUCAGAGUUCUGGCAAAAAAUUGUGUAGGGAUCAGCAAGCCUUCUGAAACAGUGAACCCUUGGACUAUUCAAAAAGAAUAUGAUAAACCUGAAAUGAAGCUUCCAAGAUAUAAGGGGAUCAACCGAAAUCAACCUCCAAGAUUCCUUGUCCAACUGAAACCACAUGUGGUGAAUUUAGGAUUUAAUUGUCACAUGAGUUGUGCUGUGACUGGAGAUCCAGCCCCUCAGGUCACUUGGUACAAGGGUAACAAGAAUCUCUCUCAGGAUCCUGCUUUUUUCUGCAAAAAUGAUUUUGGGGUUUGCUCCCUUGUGAUCCCUGGAGUCACACCAUCAGAUGCCGGCCAAUACAAGGUGCUGGCUGUCAAUGAACUAGGCCAAGCAAUCAGCAAAGCUGAACUAACGGUGAAAGAUGGAUAUUAAAAGUAUGAAAGCUUUUGAAAAUAUGCAUACAAUUGUUUCAAGCAGAAGGGAAAACAUCCAAAUAUAUCAGUGACUUCUGGAAAUGAUUGAAAAGUCAAUUACAGGUGGAAGAAAAAUCACCAUCCACAGUGAUAGGUCACAGCAACAAAACUAUUCAUUCAGCCAGACGUAAUAUAUUAUUUAGGUAAAUCUAGAGUGUCGAAAUUCACCCUCUUCCCUAGCUAAAAGAUGUACUGAUACU